AUGGAGAUAUGGAGUAGAUUAAGGGUUUUGAGAAAUCAAUUUUUGCUUGGUGAUUGGUGCACUGUGGGUGAUUUUAAUGCGAUUCAGAUGGAUGGUGAAAGGAAGAGGGUUAGUGAUGGUAUCAAUAGGGUGGAGUUGAAGGAUUUUAAUGACUUUAUUUUGAGUAUGGACCUAGUCGACAUUCCUGUUGUGGGUUCUAAGUUUACUUGGUUCAAGCUUGAUGGUAGUGCUUGUAGUAGGUUGGAUAGGUUUUUGGUAUCGGAAGGUCUCAUUGAUCUUUCGAAGUUGGAGUGUCAGGUGGUGGGUGAUAGAUGUCUUUCCUACCAUUGUCCUAUAUGGUUGAAUGCGAGUUCGCGUAACUGGAGUCCUAACACUUUUAAACUUUUCAAGUGCUGGUUUGAUCAUGAGAAAUUCAUUCCUUUUGUGGAAGUAAUUCGGUCUAAUGCGGUGAUUUGGGGUAGAACGGUGUUUAUUCUUACUAAGAAGAUAAAGAUCCUCAAAGCUAAAUUGAAUUUUUGGAAUAAGGAAGUAGGGAUGUUAUCGGUCCGGUCCGGAUAUUUGCUAUCCCGAGAACCGGACCGAAAUAGAUUGAGUUUGGAGGUGUCCGAGUCUAGGAAGCUUUCUUCUAAGAAGGUGUGGGAUUCUAUGUUUAAUAGUCUUUUGAGAUCUUUUCUUGAAGCUCCCUUUCUUUUGGAGGAUGUUAGAGAGGUUAUGUGGUUAAGCAGUUGUGAUAAGAGUCCGGGUCCAGAUGGUUUUUCUCUUGGUUUUUUUAAAAAGUGUUGGGUGUUUAUGAAGGAUGAGGUUGGGAAUUUUGUUAAUGAGUUUCAUAAGAACAGGUUUCUUCCUAAAGCGGUUACAACUUCCUUUAUUGCUUUGAUUCCUAGGACGGAUAAUCCGCAAGACAUUGAUGAGUUUAGGCCUAUUUGUCUUGUGGGUUGUUUGUAUCGUCUCAUUUCUAAGCUUUUGGUAGCUAGAUUAAAAGUGGUUAUUAAGAAGUUGGUUUCUCCUUCUCAAACGGCAUUCAUUGAAGGGAGGCAAAUGGUGGAUGGGGUUUUGGUUUUGAAUGAGGUGUUGGAUUAUGCUAAAAGGUUCAAGAAGGAAUGUUUAGUGGUGAAGGUGGACUUUGAAAAGGAUUUUGAUUGUGUGUCUUGGGAUUACUUGUGUUACAUUCUUUCUAUAAUGGGUUUUGGUCUUAAGUGGUUGUUCUAA
Messenger RNA from Vicia villosa (hairy vetch), 1209 nucleotides. RefSeq lists its product as uncharacterized. The record is from RefSeq and is a predicted model, not a curated record. The coding region runs from base 1 to 1209 and encodes 402 amino acids. NCBI's taxonomy places the organism in Eukaryota, Viridiplantae, Streptophyta, Magnoliopsida, Fabales, Fabaceae. The transcript has 3 exons.